AUGUCGAUGCUUGGUACAGAAGAUAUCAAAGAUUACAAAACAACAGCGCGACAACUUUUUGCUGAAUUUCUCGGUACUUCUCUUUACUUAUCAAUAUCUUUAUUAGCUGAAACGAAUAUUGGGAAAACUGUCGUGGGCUCGUCAUUGGCUAAUGGACUGUUAAUUGCAUCUGUCAUACAAAUUAUUGGUCAUGUAUCUGGAGGUCACAUCAACCCAGCUGUGACAAUUGGAGUUUUAACUUGUGGUCACAUGACAGUAAUAAAAGCGAUCCUCUAUAUAAUAGCACAAAUUCUUGGAAGUCUGCUUGGAUCUGCUGUUGCGUAUAGCGUAACUGAUGAUAACUUGAGAAAUGGUCUCGGGGCUACUGUUCCUUAUUUUAAUUUGAGAGCUGAUCAAGUCCUUGGAUUGGAAUUUAUUAUGACGUUCAUAUUAGUUGCUGUUGUUUUAAGUGUCAUGGACAAGAGUGCAAAAGGCUUAGGAUCUGGUCCACUUGCGAUUGGUCUAAGUGUGACUGCUUGUCAAAGCUCUGCAAUUUUGUAUACUGGUUCACUAAAUCCUGUACGAUCUUUUGGACCAGCUGUCAUAAUGAAUAUUUGGAUACAUCAUUGGGUGUACUGGGUUGGACCAAUUUUGGGUGGAAUAACCGCGGGCGUAAUAUACCGUUUCAUAUUUACUAUAGUACGUGAAAGAAAUACAAGUGAUUGAUGUGCAGCUGUUUUUUUUAUGUUUUGGUGAUCAAUGUCAUGAUCAAG
Molecule: messenger RNA, 752 nt
Organism: Nymphalis io (European peacock)
Lineage: Eukaryota; Metazoa; Arthropoda; Insecta; Lepidoptera; Nymphalidae
Product: aquaporin AQPAe.a-like
Exons: 1
Coding region: 1-705 (234 amino acids)
Biological process (GO): transmembrane transport
Cellular component (GO): plasma membrane
Molecular function (GO): water channel activity
Source: RefSeq, a predicted model, not a curated record